Molecule: messenger RNA, 2027 nt
Organism: Spodoptera frugiperda (fall armyworm)
Lineage: Eukaryota; Metazoa; Arthropoda; Insecta; Lepidoptera; Noctuidae
Product: esterase E4-like
Exons: 3
Coding region: 101-1981 (626 amino acids)
Source: RefSeq, a predicted model, not a curated record
UACACCUCGUCUUAUCUACCGGAGUAAACUAGUCGAUAUUAUUAUCUAACAUGUGCUAGUCCUUAUACUCAAUAAUAAAUCAAUUAUUUUUUAAUUAAAAAUGAGAACGUUAGCUUUAUUUCUCUGUAUUUUUGCCAUAAAACAGUGCGUUUGUGAAGAGACUAUAGAAGUUGGUUUAAAACAAGGUGUUGUUAUUGGAAAAGUUGAGAAAACGAUACUUAAAAAGCAGGAUUUUUAUACUUUUAAAGGUAUACCUUUUGCCGAAACACCCGUUGGGGAAUUAAGAUUCCAGCCCCCAAAACCUCACGAUGGUUGGAGCGGUAACUUGGAAGCCUUUGAGAACAAACCAACAUGCAUGCAGUUCAGUUCCAGGAUGAGGAACAAGGAGCCUUUCGGAAUAUCAGGGUCUGAAGACUGUCUCUACGUCAGCGUCUUCACACCAGACGUGAAAGGGAACGCUCCAGUCAUCGUAUUCGACUACAAUGAUCAAUUCAGAACAUGGUUCAAUGGCACUGACACAUACUCUCCUGACUUCCUCGUAGAAGAAGGAGUCGUUGUAGUCACCAUCAGCCAUCGUCUAGCCAUUCUCGGUUACCUAACUACUGAAGAUGGUGUCAUUAAAGGCAAUAAUGGCUUGAGAGAUUUCAUCCUUGGUCUUGAAUGGAUUAAACAUAACAUAGAAAAAUUUGGCGGUGAUCCGUCCAAAGUUACGAUCGUUGGAAGUCGAGGUGGUGCUGCGCUAGCAGAAAUCCUACUUUAUACAGAAAAAGCUAAAGGUCUUUUCUCCGGUGCCAUCCUUCAAAGCGGAACAGCAUUAGAAGCUAUGUACUUCUACAAAGAACCUAAGAAGAAAGCAUUCGAUCUUGGAGCAGCGUUGAAUAUUACUGCAGCAAACAGCAAAGAAUUGUUGGAAGAACUUCAAAAGUUAGACGCUGAAACAAUCCUUCAGGCUGAAGUUAAAACCAUAGAUGUUACGUAUAUAGACAAGUAUCAAAUUAGUAACUUCCCUUACGCACCUACCAUUGAAUAUGGUAUUGAAGAUGCAGUUCUUAGUGAAUUGCCUGAGAAGAGUAAAAUAGUUAAUGAUGUGCCCGUUAUAAUUGGUUUCAAUUCCCGCGAAGGACUUGACAUGGUCUCCAAUUUGAUAAUUGAACCAAAACUUUUAACUGAUAACGCUGAGAAACACAUUCUUAAACUGCCAAUCAGGACAAACUUCCGAUUUGUACAGAACAGCAAGCCUUACAAAGAAGCUGGAAGGGAUAUAGUUAAUUUUUAUUUGGAAGACAAAUCGCUGCAUUAUGCUAAUAUCUUGGAGUAUGCCGUGUUUGUGGCUGAUUGUCUACAGAACUAUCCGAUAGACUUAACUGCUCAUAAGUUAGCUGAAAGUCUUUCUUCUCCAGUUUAUUACUACUUGUUUGACUUCCGAGGUCAGUGGAAUGAAAAUAGCCAGAAUAUAAUGGCUCUGGCUAGGACCACGAUGGGCCACCACGGUGCUACUGUGGGAGAUGAGUUGUGUUACCUGUUUGUUUGCUCCCGUAUCAAGAAGAGCUAUGACCAGAUGCUGAAUCUGCCCAGUGAACAAAACGAACUGAAGGUUACCAAGAGAAUGGUCCGUUUGUGGAGCAAUUUCGCGAGAACAGGGAACCCUACACCAUCGAAGGACGACGAUGUCUUGAAGGGACUCACUUGGAAACCCAUGGGUAAGGACUCAGAGACCAACUACCUUCACAUCACGAAGCUAUUCCGCAUGAAGACCAACCCCUUGGGGGAGAGAAAGAAGUUCUGGGAAGACUUCUUGGAAAAGUACUCACAAAUGGCAGUAGAUGGCGUCAUAGGCUCAGAAGAGACUGUGGAAGUCGAAGAACCUGAAGAAGCCGCAAAACCUGAAGAAGCCGAAGAACCUGUAGAAUCUGUAGAAUCUGCAUUUCCUGGAGAACCUGCAGUACCCAUAAACAUUGUCGACAAUCACGAGGAACUGUAAUAAAUAUUAAGUUGAAAAACUGGGAAAUAAAUGUGUUUCUUUUUUA